Fomitiporia mediterranea MF3/22 is the source of this 2131-nucleotide messenger RNA. Its product is annotated as Sec1-like protein. Lineage: Eukaryota; Fungi; Basidiomycota; Agaricomycetes; Hymenochaetales; Hymenochaetaceae. Gene Ontology annotation, biological process: vesicle-mediated transport; intracellular protein transport. Gene Ontology annotation, cellular component: fungal-type vacuole; CORVET complex. The transcript has 13 exons. The record is from RefSeq and is a predicted model, not a curated record. The coding region runs from base 199 to 2037 and encodes 612 amino acids.
GCAGACGGCUCAAGGACAGAGACGGAGGAGGAUGCUGGAAUCGACCUGUCGCUUCUGAAAGAACUGGGAAGGAGCUCUUUGGUCAAUGCCCUCAAUUCUGUGAGCGGCGUCAAAACGCUCGUGCUUGAUCCAUCCAUUGCUGGACCGCUGGGAUUGCUCACUGAGGUGUCCCUACUGAAGCACCAUGGCGUGGAUAAAAUGUUCUGGUUAGAAGCAGGACCUCUAUCGUCAAGUACAACGAAUGUGGUAUAUCUAACACGUCCGAAAAUCAAAUGGAUUAAGAUAAUUGCAGAUCAAAUCAAGCGCCAUGCCCGUGAAGGGAAGCAGCAUGUAUACACGCUUUUCCUCGUUCCACGGACGUCUACGCUCGUAACGCGUGUUCUAGAGGAGGAAGGCGUCUUGGGCGAAGUCAACGUUUCCGCCUUCAAUAUGCAAUUCAUACCCAUUGCGGACGACGUCGUAUCCUUGGAACAUGAGAACGCCUUCAAAGAGAUUUGGGUUGACGGAGACGAAACUAUUGUUUAUGACUCUGCGCAAGCACUCGUGACUUUCCAGAGGGUAUACGGGAAAUUUCCACGAAUCGUUGGGAAGGGAAAUUGUGCUGGCCGCCUUACGGGUCUGCUUUCCCGGCACCUAGAACAAGCGACCAGAGAUUCUGCAUCAGAAACUCUGCUUAACUCUUCGGACAAGCUCGACUCUCUUAUUAUUUUAGAUCGACGAGUGGACAUGAUAACACCAAUGAUAACCCAGCUGACGUAUCAAGGAUUAAUCGACGAAGAGCUUGGGAUUAAAAACUCUCAUGUCGAACUCCCGGUCUCAAUUGUGACUCCUCCGAAUCCACAGGGAGCUUCUAACCCUCCGAACACCAGUACGCCCGCUGCAUCCUCGCUGGUGAAGGAACCGAAAAAGAAAUACCAUCUCAAUGCAUCCUCUGAUCCGCUAUUCGGCGAAUUGAGAGAUCUGAAUUUCUCAUCGGUAGGGAAGACGUUGAAUAAACAUGCUCGAAGGCUGGACGAAGAUUAUAAGAGCAGAUUGCAAGCGAAAACCGUUGCUCAACUGCGAGACUUCGUAGGAAAGCUGAGCGGUUUACAGAUAGAUCACCAGAGUCUGCGUUUGCAUACUGGCUUGUCCGAAUUACUCGUACCUGUGACAAGGACUGUGCGAUUUCUGAAAGUAUUGGAAAUUCAGCAAAACCUUCUUUCCUCUUAUGAAAUCUCGACCCAGAUCUCUGCUAUCGAAGAUUUGAUAGCACAAGGCGAAAGCAUACAAAUGGUUCUGCGACUUCUUUGUCUAGCAAGCAUAGUCAACGGCGGUAUUAAGAAUAAGGUUCUUGAAAACCUUAAGCGGGAGAUACUUCAGGCUUACGGCUAUGAGUACCUUCCUCUCAUAUUAUCAUUGUCUUCCCCACCUCUGGGUCUCAUCCUCACGAAUCCCAUUCCGAGUUCGUCCGCAUCAUUAUCAGCGCUGAAAAUCCCCUACCCUUCAUUGCGAAAGUCAUUGCGCCUAGUAGCAGAAGACGAGCACGAAAAUCCGGACGAACCGGCGGAUAUCAGUUAUGUAUACUCUGGUUAUGCACCAUUGAGCAUUAGGCUCGUGCAAUGCGUGGUGCAGAAGGGAGGUGUGCUCAGUGUCCCUGGUUCAAGUGAUGGUGGGGAUGGUGCAAAGAAGGGCAAGUCAUCAGCACUAAAUAAAGCGAGGGCGCACCCUAUCUUAGGUUGGAAGGGGUUUGAAGAUGUGCUGGAGAGCCUGUCUGGAGAGACCAUCGACGUAUUUCAAGCUGGUCAGAAUGUACGCGGUUCCGAUGCUAUCCACAGCCUUUCCUUAGGUACGGGAGAAAGAACGUCAACGUCUGUUGUAUUCUUCCUGGGCGGAUGCACCUAUACUGAGAUUGCGGCUUUACGGCUGAUCAGCCGACAGAUUCAGGGCCGUCGAAUUUUAAUAGCGACGACGGGCAUUAUCAGUGGCUCAUCGCUCAUAACUGGAAUGGCCAGUGGGUUGGAGGGAGAUGUGGCAGGCAAGGGUGCCGUACCUUCGUAGAAGGGUAACUGCUGUGACAGAAGGGCCUUCUGGAAUCAUCAGACCAAGACGAUUGGCACUGCAGUUAACUUUGCUUUGCUUAUGUGUAUGAUUG